GCCAACCUCUCCCGAACCCACGUGGGUUUGCUCGCACAGGCGCAGAGUGGAGCCGAACGGGACGCCGGGAACAGAAAGCCAUGUCUCUGCUAGCAUCCAUCGUCAGCAGCAACUGCCAAGAACUGUGAAGAACCUGACAUUUUAUCCUAGUUGAAAGCCGACAGUCAGCCCGGUUUGCUGGAUGCCGGCAGAAGACAUGGACCCUGUGCCAACUGGCUUAUAGUGCUUCAGCUUGGAAUUUUGCCACGAGGAGGGGGAGCCGGCUUGGAAGGAGAACAGCUGGGCCUUCAGGGAAGCUGGCAUGCAGCUUGGCUUGGCUUUCCCUGACCAUUCCCUGCUGAAUUUCCACCUUUGCUGGUUGUGCUUCUGGAGCCUGGGUCGGAAAAAACAGCUCCAACCUAUCCUGAAUUUCUCCGCAUGGCUUCCAGAGAAGUGACCAUUACAGUACGCCUCAUUCGUUCUUUUGAGCAUCGCAAUUUCAAACCUAUAGUGUAUCAUGGAGUUAAUUUGGACCAAACUACAAAGGAAUUUAUAGUAUUUCUAAAGCAAGAUAUUCCUUUGAGGACCAGCCUGCCACCACCAUUCAGAAAUUAUAAAUACGAUAAACUAAAGAUUGUUCAUCAAGCACAUAAAUCAAAGACGAAUGAGCUUGUGUUGAGUCUGGAAGAUGACGACAGACUCAUGCUGAAGGAAGACAGCACGCUGCGAGCCGCUGGAAUCGCUCAUGAAACUGAAAUUGCAUUCUUCUAUGAAGAAGAUUAUAAGAACUACAAAGCUAAUCCCAUUUCAUCCUGGUGAAAACCCUUUGGGGUCUCCCUUUUUGCAAACCUGUCUUAAGCUUUUUAUCCCACUAGUGAGUUUUUUUUUUUGAAAUUGAUAAAUAAACUUAAAAAAUCAA
This is a messenger RNA of Neofelis nebulosa (Clouded leopard), 898 nucleotides long. RefSeq names its product chromosome 2 C2orf76 homolog (gene C2H2orf76). The record is from RefSeq and is a predicted model, not a curated record. NCBI's taxonomy places the organism in Eukaryota, Metazoa, Chordata, Mammalia, Carnivora, Felidae. Bases 418 to 798 code for a protein of 126 amino acids. The transcript has 8 exons.